Marmota flaviventris (yellow-bellied marmot) is the source of this 2483-nucleotide messenger RNA. RefSeq names its product caspase 3 (gene Casp3). The record is from RefSeq and is a predicted model, not a curated record. NCBI's taxonomy places the organism in Eukaryota, Metazoa, Chordata, Mammalia, Rodentia, Sciuridae. Gene Ontology annotation, molecular function: cysteine-type endopeptidase activity. Gene Ontology annotation, biological process: apoptotic process; positive regulation of neuron apoptotic process; keratinocyte differentiation. Gene Ontology annotation, cellular component: cytoplasm; death-inducing signaling complex.
GGCGGAAGCCUUGCAGUCGCGAAGGGUAGCGGUGUGUGCCGUGUGGCGCUCGCUAGAGCUACGCGUUAAGAAAAGUAACCAUGGAGAACAAUGAAAACUCAGUGGAUUCAAAAUCCAUUAAAAAUUUUGAACCAACGCUCAUACAUGGAAGCAAAUCAAUGGACUCUGGAAUAUCCUUGGACAAUCGUUACAAAAUGGAUUAUCCUGAAAUGGGUUUAUGUUUAAUCAUUAAUAAUAAGAACUUUCAUAAAAGCACUGGGAUGGCCUCUCGGUCUGGUACAGAUGUAGAUGCAGCAAACCUCAGAGAAAUAUUCAUGAACUUGAAAUAUGAAGUCAGGAAUAAAAAUGACCUUACACGUGAAGAAAUUGUGGAGUUAAUGCACAAUGUUUCUAAAGAAGAUCAUAGCAAAAGGAGCAGCUUUAUUUGUGUAAUUCUAAGCCAUGGUGAUGAAGGAAUAAUAUUUGGAACAAAUGGACCUGUUGACCUGAAAAAAUUAACAAGUUUCUUCAGAGGAGAUUAUUGUAGAAGUCUAACUGGAAAACCCAAACUUUUCAUUAUUCAGGCCUGCCGGGGUACAGAACUAGACUGUGGCAUUGAGACAGACAGUGGCAUUGAUGAUGACAUGGCAUGCCACAAAAUACCAGUAGAGGCCGACUUCUUAUAUGCAUAUUCUACAGCACCAGGUUACUAUUCCUGGCGAAAUUCCAAGGAUGGAUCCUGGUUCAUCCAGUCACUGUGUGCUCUGCUGAAACAAUACGCUCAUAAGCUUGAGUUUAUGCAUAUUCUCACUCGGGUAAACCGGAAGGUAGCAACAGAAUUUGAGUCCUUUUCUCUUGACUCCACUUUUCAUGCAAAGAAACAGAUUCCAUGUAUUGUGUCCAUGCUCACAAAAGAAUUGUAUUUUUAUUCCUAAAGAAAUAGUUGAUUUUGUUAGUUUGUAUGCCAAGUGAGACAACAAUAUAAAUAAUACUUUGUUUCCUCUCCCACUUAAAUUUUAUCUAAAGAUGGUACUUUGAAACAUACCACUUCUGCAGUAGAACCACAAUGAAGCUACCUCAAAAUUAGGUAGUUGGACUUGAAUUUAAUUAGGAAUAAAUAAAUAUGAAUAAUGGUGCAAUUAUUAUGAGAGGAAAUUAUUGUAAAUUUAUAUCUUUCAUAAUUCACAAGAUUUAGUGAUGCCAUGCUAUGAAUUUUCAAUAAUUUAUGAAGAUUAAAUGUUUCAGUAAUGAUGAAUUUUAAUAUUUUCCUCCACACACUUAAGACUGUGCAUUCUAGUUUUUGUCAAACUAUAUAAAUGAUGAUGUGGAAUUAUGGACCUUAGAACUUGGGGGACAUUGGCGUGUUCAAAGGCUUAAGCCUUUAUUUUAGAAUUGAUAAAUGGAAGUCAGCCAACUGCAUUUUUACAUCAGUUGUCAUAGCUUAUGGUUUUGUGCUAUUUGUUCUGAGCAUGUCUAUUAUAAAAAAAUUAUGUCUACUUGAAGAGAACUAAAUAUUUUAGAGAAAGUAUGAGCAAGCUGAGUUGAUUCUUUUAAGGCUAACUUGCAACAUUAAUGGACAGACAGAAUCAUAACUUUAAGGUGCUAAGCUCUACCAGCAUAUGUUUCUUCUCAUUUGUUUUUAUGCAAAUCAACUUUACAGACCAACAAAAUGUGUAAAGAACUAAUAUAAAAAAAUUCAAUUUUUGAUUGUUAGGCUAAACAAAGAACUGCUACAGGAACAUACUAAAAUAUGAUGUGUACAAUAAAUAGUGAAAAUAUAAGGAAAGAACAAUAAAUGAUCAGCUGGGCACUCUGUAAUUUGAGAGAAAAUAGUUUGAGCCUAAGAUGUGGGACAGCCUAUUCAGUGUAGGCAGAGCCAUAGACUGGGCUUCAGAAAAGCACCACCCGCUGGUUUCUUACAUGUACAGGUGUACGUGUGGCAGAUGCUUCUUAGGCAUGUCAUAAGAAGAUGGACCAAACCAGAAACUUACAAAAUGGAUAUUUUUCCAAAGGUGGUGAGAGUCAUAAUAAAAAUCAUGGUAUUCCUUGUGGUAAAACUUGUAAAUGUUAUUUUCUGAAGUUUACAGUCAAAGUAAAAUAGUGGCAAAAUUGUAUGUAGUUAUCUGAAAUAAAAGGACCAUGCACACAGGACUUCAGAAGCAUCUGGUGGGAGCCUGUCCUGUGCACAGAGGGAACCUGGAGGCCAGAGCUUAGCCCCAGCCAACGAGGCCAGAAUCCUGGCUUCCUCACACCUGGAAACAUUGAGCCAUUACUGACUAUACUGGCAGGUCUCACUGGCUUUUGUCCAGCAUUUCACAUGAGCUUUCUUUUUGCCCAAAGAAAGGAACUCAUGUUUUAAUUUACAGCUAAUUGAUUCGAUCUAUUGACUUUUUCUAAGACAAUGUAGCAUGUAAUGGUAUCUUAUGAUGUGUUCCUGUGUGACAAUUUUGUAAAAAUUUGUUAUUGCAUUUUUAUUUCAAAACAUAAAUUCAAACUUAAAAUCA